Aureobasidium pullulans EXF-150 is the source of this 1031-nucleotide messenger RNA. RefSeq lists its product as uncharacterized. NCBI's taxonomy places the organism in Eukaryota, Fungi, Ascomycota, Dothideomycetes, Dothideales, Saccotheciaceae. The transcript has a single exon. The record is from RefSeq and is a predicted model, not a curated record. Bases 146 to 1009 code for a protein of 287 amino acids.
AGACAAUUUACUAGAACAGUCGCGAGGUAGAAAGUUGUAUGUCUCGGGUUGUGAGCAGAUAUAUAGCAAGCCUAUGUGUUAUGAUCAGUCUAUAAUUUCCCACACAUCGAACUAUCAAUAAAGCUUCCAUCAUAUCUACAAAAUUAUGGAAUCUCUUAUCGCAGUCCAAGGCCAGAAGGAAGAUCCCAGGCACUGGAAGACCAUGCGGAGAGAGAUCGAAAGAUGGUCUGCGAGCCACAGUAUGAAUUCUUGGACCACGGAAGCGGAAAGACGGCAGAAUGCAGAAACGUCGUUAUCCCAGCUCGGCAUCGACAUCACAAUGGACCCGGCACGCCACAACAUGCUGGCAAGACAGGUUGUAAGAUGGUCUUGGGAGGUCCAGAGUGUGCAGGGGUGUGGACCGAAGCUACAUCUGCCAUAUCAUCCAAUCCGCACCGCUUGGCUGUGGAUGGAAGAAUAUGGACCCGAUCUAUGGCCCGCAGAUGAGAAGAAACGAGGACGUCUUGACAAUUGGGCUCAAGACACAGAUUCCAGUUUUGUGCACCUGCGCGACCGCGCCGAAAUUCAGCAUCAAGAUAUCGAGCAGCGAGUGGAUAUUAUCGAGAACAUUCCACAGUUCUGCUUCAGCAAGGGCACUCUGCAUCCGUAUAAUUCGAUGUUUCAACAGGUGUUGCAGUAUUUCGCUGGUGUGUAUGCUGGUCUUUGGGGUGGUGUUGAUUACAAGACUUGCGAGAACCAGACUGCUGCUCAAUUGAUGGCGCAAUUCCUUGGAAUGAAGCCUUGGGUGCCGGAGCAGGCAUACCUCCCUUUGUUUUACAAGAUCGACGAGGAUUUCGAGAGUGAUUGUGGCCGUAGCUGUUGCAGCGACUGCAGCACUUGCAGCUGUGUCUCUUCCGAGGACAGUGUUGUAUUGAGACGUCGGAGCACCUCUUCGGUGUCGCUGGUAUAUCUCUCAGCUCGUGAGAUGCAGCUUGAGGAGCUACCAUCCAAGGCACAUUGGACUUGCUGAUGAACAAGUCGGAGGAUUCAAA